Molecule: messenger RNA, 967 nt
Organism: Spizellomyces punctatus DAOM BR117
Lineage: Eukaryota; Fungi; Chytridiomycota; Chytridiomycetes; Spizellomycetales; Spizellomycetaceae
Exons: 2
Coding region: 79-786 (235 amino acids)
Biological process (GO): protein folding; protein import into mitochondrial matrix
Cellular component (GO): PAM complex, Tim23 associated import motor
Molecular function (GO): adenyl-nucleotide exchange factor activity; protein-folding chaperone binding; protein homodimerization activity
Source: RefSeq, a predicted model, not a curated record
AAGCGUCUUCCUUCGCGACGGUUUCCUCCCUCCACUGAUCUCUGGUCUCAUCCAAACUGCAAAACGCAUCUCAAACAUAUGAUGAACUCACUGCGACCAUUACGUGCACUCCGCCCUGUGCGAGUCCUUUCCGCAUCUCUUCCCGUAUCUGCUCGUAUCCCUGUUGGCAGAACAAGGUCCAUACUGCUAUCAAACCGUCGCCAGUACUCAACCGAAGAUCAAAAGACAACGAAUGGGGAACAAGCUAGUGCUAAACAGGGGGAACAACCAGCUCAGGAGGAACAGGCACCUGAGGUUGAUACCGCUGCCGUCCUAGCGGAAAAAGACAAGCAGAUCGCCGCACUGCAGGACAUGUACCGUCGCGCUCUCGCGGAUGCGGAGAAUGUGCGUCAACGGGCACGAAAGGAAGUUGCGGAAACAAAGGAGUUUGCCAUAAACAAGUUCGCUAAGGAGCUAUUGAGUACUGCAGAUGUAUUGGAGAUGGCGUUGAAGGCAGUCCCGGAAACAGAGCAUGGUGAAAAUGGCAACAAUCAGCACCUGAAGGAUCUUUACACAGGUGUCGCCAUGACCCGGUCGAAUCUGAUGGCCACAUUCAAACGCUUCGGUAUUGAACCAUUUGAACCCUUGGGUGAAACAUUCGACCCGAAUUUGCAUGAGGCCUUGUUCCAGGCACCUAUUCCGGGAAAGGAGCCGGGUACUGUCUUUGACGUGGCCAAGACUGGCUACAAGUUGGGAAGCCGUAUUCUAAGACCUGCUCAGGUUGGCGUAGUACAAGAUUCAUCAUAGGACUGUUUCCAUCAUAUAUCAUUAUUUAGAAGGCAUGGAUGAGGACGUGUAGAUGAGAUGUCACCAAGGGUUUGCUGUAUCGUAGUCGUAUGGUUGGUGUAGAGGGGGGUACACGUUUUCGUUCGUUGAUUCCGCUUUUUGCUGUAGUAAAUAUCACAUUUUCCGAUUGCGCAUCCUGACA